Messenger RNA from Trematosphaeria pertusa, 1350 nucleotides. Its product is annotated as UPF0103-domain-containing protein. The coding region runs from base 60 to 1064 and encodes 334 amino acids. Lineage: Eukaryota; Fungi; Ascomycota; Dothideomycetes; Pleosporales; Trematosphaeriaceae. The record is from RefSeq and is a predicted model, not a curated record. The transcript has 4 exons.
CAACCUCCAACAACCCUCUUACGCUUGAACCACCCAUCUUCUUCCUCACAGCAGCCCCCAUGGCGCCCACCGUCCGCCAGCCCACCCACGCCGGGUCCUGGUACACCGACGACGAAGCAGUGCUCUCGCGGGAGCUCGACCGCUGGCUCUCCCAGGUCCCCAGCUCCACGACCCCGAUCGGCACCGAGUCCUCGCAAGGGGGCGCCGUGUCGAUCCCCACGCCGAAUGCCCGCGCAAUCAUUGCACCGCACGCUGGAUACUCAUACUCCGGGCCUGCUGCUGCAUGGGCCUACAAGAGCGCUGACUGGGCGAAUGCCAAGCGCGUCUUCCUGCUCGGGCCCUCGCAUCACUACUACCUCACCGGCGCCGCUACGACUGCCUGCGAUGAGUACGGCACACCGCUGGGCAACCUGGCCGUAGACAGAGAGCUCGUGCAGAAUAUAAAGAAGGAAUGGGGUCUGCAGUCCAUGUCCACGAGGACAGACGAAGACGAGCACAGCUUAGAAAUGCACCUCCCCUACAUCUACAAAAUGCUCUCACUGCACAACGACGCCUUCAAAUCGGACCCCACCGCCGUCCCCCUCGUCCCCAUAAUGGUCGGCGCCACAAACCGCAGCACCGAGCAGAAAUUCGGCCGGCUCCUCGCCCCCUAUCUCGCCGAGUCCUCCAACCUCUUCGUCAUCUCCUCCGACUUCUGCCACUGGGGCUCCCGCUUCCGCUACACGUACUACCAGCUCCCCGACGGUUCCGCAAAGACGCUGCGCUCCGCGUCCGACGUCAAAAAGGACUAUCCAAUCCAUAAGAGCAUUGCGGCAGUGGACCAGGAGAGCAUGGAUGCCGUCGAGAGCGGCUCGCACGGCUUCUUUCUGAAGCAGCUGGAGGAGACGGGGAAUACGGUGUGUGGACGGCAUCCGAUUGGCGUGUUCAUGGCCGCCGUGGAGGCGGUAGAGGGGAUGAGUGAGGGGAGGGGCAGGUUUAAGUUUGUGAGGUAUGAGAGGAGUAGUGAGGUAGAGAGCUUGAGAGACAGCAGUGUGUCGUACUGCAGUGCGUUUGCCGUGCUUUGAGAAGGUGCUGCACAGGCAGGGAACCCGCCCAAGGUGGGAUGGGAAAGAGGGAGCUCUUACGGAGAGAAAAGAAGAUGAGUUUUCAGGAUUUGCUCCUCUUUUGGAGCUAUUGGCAUUUAUCACAUGUUCUAGAGCUACGCAUCAUGGGCCGACUCCGACAUUUCAUGUGGAAGGGCGAUAUCAAACCGGAGCUCCCCCAAUCCACCAUGUUUGAGCCGAGAACGAUAGAACUUUACUCUCGCCCGCUUCAUAGCCCAAAUUUAGCACUACGCAGCUUAGCAUCGAG